AGGAGAAGGAGAAGGAGGCGGAGGCGGAGGGAGGAGGAAGCCCCGUCGCGGCCUCCGCCGCCGCUAACGGGGCUGUCCCUGUACCUCCCGAUGGAGUUUGAGGCCGUGAAGCCGCCGCCGAGCUCUGCCCCGGCGAGACGAGGCGCCUCCGUCGCCGAGCCGCGCGGUCGCGGGGCUCCCGGGAGCGGCCCUUAGCGACCCCGCCCGGUCCCCCUCAGCUUACAAAACACUACCCAGCAAAAUAAUGAUCUGCUAGACUGCUAACCCGAGCAUCCAGCUUCCACAAUGCCUGUGCAGGCAGCUCAAUGGACAGAAUUUCUGUCCUGUCCAAUCUGCUAUAAUGAAUUUGAUGAGAAUGUGCACAAACCCAUCAGUUUAGGUUGUUCACACACUGUUUGCAAGACCUGCUUGAAUAAACUUCACCGAAAAGCUUGUCCUUUUGAUCAGACUGCCAUCAACACAGACAUUGAUGUGCUUCCUGUCAACUUCGCACUUCUCCAGUUAGUUGGAGCCCAGGUACCAGAUCAUCAAUCGGUAAAGUUAAGUAAUUUAGGUGAGAACAAACACUAUGAGGUUGCAAAGAAAUGUGUUGAGGAUUUGGCACUCUACUUAAAACCACUAAGUGGAGGUAAAGGUGUAGCUAGUUUGAACCAGAGUGCACUGAGCCGUCCAAUGCAAAGGAAACUGGUGACACUUGUAAACUGUCAACUGGUGGAGGAAGAAGGUCGUGUAAGAGCCAUACGAGCAGCCCGUUCACUUGGAGAAAGAACUGUAACGGAACUAAUAUUACAGCACCAGAACCCUCAGCAAUUGUCUGCCAACUUAUGGGCUGCUGUCAGGGCUCGAGGAUGCCAGUUUCUAGGGCCAGCUAUGCAAGAAGAGGCCUUGAAGCUGGUGUUGCUGGCAUUAGAAGAUGGUUCUGCUCUCUCAAGGAAAGUUCUGGUACUUUUUGUUGUGCAAAGACUAGAACCAAGAUUUCCUCAGGCAUCAAAAACAAGUAUUGGUCAUGUUGUGCAACUACUGUAUCGAGCUUCUUGUUUUAAGGUUACCAAAAGGGAUGAAGACUCUUCCCUGAUGCAGCUAAAGGAGGAAUUUCGGAGUUAUGAGGCUUUACGCAGAGAACAUGAUGCCCAAAUUGUUCAUAUUGCUAUGGAAGCAGGACUCCGUAUUUCACCUGAGCAGUGGUCUUCACUUCUAUAUGGUGACUUGGCGCAUAAAUCACACAUGCAGUCUAUCAUUGAUAAGCUGCAGUCUCCAGAAUCAUUUGCAAAGAGUGUUCAGGAAUUGACAAUUGUUUUGCAACGAACAGGUGACCCAGCUAACUUAAAUAGACUGAGGCCUCAUUUAGAGCUUCUUGCAAACAUAGACCCUAAUCCAGAUGCUGUUUCACCAACUUGGGAGCAGCUAGAAAAUGCAAUGGUAGCUGUUAAAACAGUGGUUCAUGGCCUUGUGGACUUCAUACAAAAUUAUAGUAGAAAAGGCCAUGAGACACCUCAGCCUCAGCCAAACAGCAAAUAUAAGACUAGCAUGUGCCGAGAUUUGCGACAGCAAGGAGGGUGUCCACGAGGAACAAAUUGUACUUUUGCCCAUUCUCAGGAAGAGCUUGAAAAGUAUCGAUUAAGGAACAAAAAGAUCAAUGCAACUGUAAGAACGUUUCCUCUUCUAAAUAAAGUUGGUGUAAACAACACUGUCACAACCACAGCCGGAAAUGUCAUUUCUGUCAUAGGAAGUACUGAAACAUCGGGGAAAAUUGUUCCAAGUACAAACGGAAUUUCAAAUGCAGAAAACACUGUUUCCCAGCUAAUUCCACGUAGUACUGACAGUACAUUAAGAGCUCUGGAGACUGUGAAGAAAGUGGGGAAGGUUGGCACUAAUGGUCAGAGUGCUGCUGGGCCUUCUGCAGAGUCUGUAACUGAAAAUAAAAUUGGUUCUCCACCCAAGACUCCUGUAAGUAAUAUAGUGGCUACCUCAGCUGGGCCCACUAAUGUUGGAACAGAGCUGAAUUCUGUGCCUCCAAAAUCCAGCCCAUUUGUAACUAGAGUACCAGUAUAUCCUCAGCAUUCUGAAAACAUUCAGUAUUUUCAAGAUCCGAGGACUCAGAUACCCUUUGAAGUCCCACAGUACCCACAGACAGGAUACUACCCACCACCUCCAACAGUACCAGCUGGUGUGGCUCCCUGUGUUCCUCGCUUUGUGAGGUCCAAUAAUGUUCCAGAGUCCUCCCUCCCACCUGCUUCCAUGCCAUAUGCUGAUCAUUACAGUACAUUUUCGCCUCGAGAUCGAAUGAAUUCUUCUCCUUACCAACCUCCUCCUCCGCAGCCGUAUGGACCAGUUCCUCCAGUACCUUCUGGAAUGUAUGCUCCUGUGUACGACAGCAGGCGCAUCUGGCGCCCACCUAUGUACCAACGAGAUGACAUUAUUAGAAGCAAUUCUUUACCUCCAAUGGAUGUGAUGCACUCGUCUGUGUAUCAGACGUCUUUGCGGGAAAGAUAUAACUCAUUAGAUGGGUAUUAUUCAGUGGCUUGUCAGCCACCAAGUGAGCCAAGGACAACUGUGCCUUUACCAAGGGAACCUUGUGGUCAUUUGAAGACCAGUUGCGAGGAGCAGAUAAGAAGAAAGCCAGAGCAGUGGGCACAGUACCACACUCAGAAAGCACCUCUUGUCUCUUCAACUCUUCCUGUGGCAACACAGUCACCAACACCACCUUCUCCUCUAUUCAGUGUAGACUUUCGCACUGAUUUCUCUGAAAGUGUGAGUGGCACAAAAUUUGAAGAAGAUCAUCUUUCCCAUUAUUCCCCCUGGUCUUGUGGCACCAUAGGUUCCUGUAUAAAUGCUAUCGAUUCAGAGCCCAGAGAUGUAAUUGCUAAUUCAAAUGCUGUGUUAAUGGACCUGGACAGUGGAGAUGUUAAGAGAAGAGUGCAUUUAUUUGAAACUCAGAGAAGGACAAAAGAAGAAGAUCCAAUAAUUCCUUUUAGUGAUGGACCUAUCAUCUCAAAAUGGGGUGCAAUUUCUAGAUCUUCCCGUACAGGUUACCAUACCACGGAUCCUGUCCAGGCCACUGCUUCCCAAGGAAGUGCGACUAAACCUAUCAGUGUAUCAGAUUAUGUCCCUUAUGUCAAUGCUGUUGAUUCAAGAUGGAGUUCAUAUGGUAAUGAAGCUACGUCAUCAGCACAUUAUAUUGAACGGGACAGAUUCAUUGUUACUGAUUUAUCUGGUCAUAGAAAGCAUUCCAGUACUGGAGACCUUUUGAGCAUUGAACUUCAGCAGGCCAAGAGUAACUCGUUGCUUCUUCAGAGGGAGGCCAAUGCUCUGGCCAUGCAACAGAAGUGGAAUUCCCUGGAUGAAGGCCGUCACCUUACCUUAAAUCUUCUAAGCAAGGAAAUUGAACUGAGAAAUGGAGAGAAUGAUUAUACAGAAGAUGCAGCUGAUACUAAGCCUGAUAGGGAUAUAGAGUUAGAGCUUUCAGCACUUGAUACUGAUGAACCUGAUGGACAAGGUGAACAGAUUGAAGAGAUCCUGGACAUACAGCUUGGUAUCAGUUCUCAAAAUGAUCAGUUACUGAAUGGAACAGCAGUAGAAAAUGGGCAUCCAGUCCAGCAACACCAAAAGGAGCCCCUGGAGCAGAAGAGACAGAGUUUAGGUGAAGACCAUGUGAUUCUGGAGGAGCAAAAAACAAUUCUGCCGGUAACUUCUUGCUUUAGUCAGCCACUCCCAGUGUCCAUUAGCAAUGCGAGUUGCCUCCCUCUUGCCACAUCUGUCAGUGUUGGCAACCUCAUUCUGAAAACUCAUGUUAUGUCUGAAGAUAAAAACGACUUUUUGAAACCUGUUGCAAAUGGGAAGAUGGUUAACAGCUGAAAAGAGGUUCAUCUUUCAAAUCUGUGACCAUACCAUGGAAGCAUUUACACUAGCUUUUUAUAUAUAUAAUAUAUAUUAUAUAAUGUAUAUUUUUUUUAAAAAAAAAGAUAUUACUGGGGGCAUCCAUUUCCUGUGGACUCUUUGAUACUUCAAGCCCUCUUGCAUUAGCAUUAUGAAAAAAAAAAAGAAAAUUUACUUUACUAGGGUAACACGUUCACUUUCCAGAAGUGAUUGGAAUUUGGACAUUUAACUUAAGCUUCAAGCAGCUUUUUAUGAGUUUGUAGCAAUCCGGUGCAGUAACUGAGCCAUUUCCUAUUUUAAAUGGCUUCUAUAGAAAAUUAACAACUCAGUUAUUAAACUAGCAGGAUCCUACAAUGAUACAUCUAGUGAAAGUAGACUUAAUUAACUUAUUUAUUUCUAUUUUAUGUUUCACUGAGAGAAAUUUCCAUCUCAUUCCAGCUGCUUUAUUUAUCUUUUUCAUGGGACUUUGCAUGGA
This is a messenger RNA of Physeter macrocephalus (sperm whale), 4351 nucleotides long. It is a transcript of the gene RC3H2, whose product is annotated as ring finger and CCCH-type domains 2. Bases 286 to 3855 code for a protein of 1189 amino acids. The record is from RefSeq and is a predicted model, not a curated record. Lineage: Eukaryota; Metazoa; Chordata; Mammalia; Artiodactyla; Physeteridae. Gene Ontology annotation, cellular component: cytoplasmic stress granule. Gene Ontology annotation, biological process: ubiquitin-dependent protein catabolic process; protein polyubiquitination; nuclear-transcribed mRNA catabolic process, deadenylation-dependent decay. The transcript has 21 exons. Gene Ontology annotation, molecular function: mRNA binding; double-stranded RNA binding; ubiquitin protein ligase activity.